This is a messenger RNA of Monascus purpureus, 750 nucleotides long. The record is from the annotation of a GenBank genome assembly. Lineage: Eukaryota; Fungi; Ascomycota; Eurotiomycetes; Eurotiales; Aspergillaceae.
AUGUCCUACUCCAGCGAGAACUGGUACGGGGACACUCUCCCACAGCGCUAUAGCAUGGGCAUGGUUCAGCAGAGCUUCAAAAGCAACAACCCUUACAAGGGCUACCCAGUCCCCACCAUGGACUUUGAAGACGACUACAGGCUCGAGCCCCUCGAGGACGAGCGCCCCAGCUCUCCGGCUCCUUCUGUUUUCUUCUCGGCCUCUCUUGAGCACCACCCGGUCAAACCCAGGAAGCGUCACACCUUUGACGCCUAUGCCGACGCCACCAUGCGCCGCGGCCGGAGCUGCAGACAUUCCAGUAUGGUCCUUCCGGAUGUCAUCGACCGUCUGGACAACGUGAGUGGCUAUAGCUACCACCAUGAGGGCCCCUACGAUGCAGUCUACGCCGAACGUAACCGUGAUAACAAGUUCAGCCCUGUCGCCGCCUUGAAGGAAUCCAACGAAGAGGCCCUCAAGGCCACUCCUCCCGACAGAAUCAUAGACGCCAUUAACAGUCAUCGUCCUCUUGAUGGCACUGCCUUCUUCGCCCCGGGAACUGCAGACGGCGAGGGCCGUGUCUACCAGUAUGAAGAGGGUGCCAACAUGAUGAAUGAGCAUGGUAACUUUUCCCGUUGCCCUGGACAGAAGUUCACUGACGAUGACUUCAAGAACGACCCAUUCUACAACCGUCCUAUUCCAAAUAGGUUCACAUCCUUCCGCAAGAAGUUGAACUUCCGCCACCGACUCCGCCGUAUCAGCCUGAAGGCUUGA